GUCGCUUGGUUACCGCACACACCGUAGCCGUAGCUGUGCUAGCUUUGUGGACGCGUGGGUGCUACCACAAACGUAAUCAAGUCGGUGCAAACAAAGUUCUCGAGCCGGCAGAGCAACCGGGCAGCUAUGCCAUUUGUUCAAUCGUUGAAGAGCUUCAACUGGUUUGCUGGAGGCAUCUACGAACGCGCAAUGCACAAACACGAUACUCAGCUGAGGCUUUUUGUAAAUACCUGUCGCUUUUAUUGUCGUCCAACUAGGCAGAAAAGGCGUUUCGACGCGGACUCGCCUGGGCAACCAAGCUUGGCGAAUCUGUAAAGCACAUCUACGUCGUGAAUCGCUAACUUUUUGGAACUUCGUGUGGAUGCAACGAAAAAUGAACAUCAAAUAUUGCCAUUAGAGAUAGUUCCUAAUCUAAGCACAGUUCCGCUUUAUGUUGCAUACUCUUGUGCAAUAACACUUUCGAAGUAAUUAACAAUAAAUUAAUUAACGAAGUAAUUAACAAUGAAAGGCCGUGCCCUGGGCUCUUUCACGUUCCCUGGAAUGGAAGGUCAACAGCAUGGCGACUUGUUUAUGUCAAAAGGGAUGAUCUCGGAAAAUCAGCUGGCAAGCUCUCCACUGGGUGCUGUUUGUGAAAUCUCCAAGUUCGUGCAAGCAGCUUCACGGUAUCUGUGGGGUAGGGUUCAGUGGCUGCAGCGUUGGAGCCUACGGCAGCUAACAGCAUGUCUGGCUUUGUUCUAUCAAUCGAAGGGGAGUUGAACUUCAUUGUCAAAGAGUACCUCGACUAUCUGGGACUCCACAGUGUUUCAAAGGCCUUUGAAGAGGAUUGCCUGGCAAACAGCAAGCCGAUCCAGGAGAGCUUUGCUUCAUACAGGAAUGAACGGACGCAGAAAGUUCAGAAGGAACUGCUGAGCUACUUUGAAGAAGGCAAGCAGGCUCAGUUUUUUGCCGUUUGGGACUCUGUCGUCUCUAGAUGCAUGGCGAUCGACGAGGCCGCGUGCCGCGACCUCGAGUUUCACCUGCGGUUGCACUUUGCCAUCUACCCACAGCGCUACCCCGAGAAAGCCAACCUUCAGGGCAGCAUAACUGCUGAGGCUGCCAUGGCCAACUUCCGUCACUACAUACCCUACUUGGUAGAGUCCAUCAAGGCCCGCACAGAGGAUCCCCUGGUGUACUUUGCCUUGCCCUACGUCCAGAAACCAAGACAGUUUCCUGUUUUCAAGUCGAUUUUUGAGGAGAGCUGGGUGGAUGAGCUCAAGGGCAGGCUAGAGAAGUUUGUGCAGGAGUCUCUGUCGGCACAGUACCAGCAACGAGCAAAGCCACGCCUUAUGGACCUCUACUAUUGCAGCGAUGUGGAAUUGAAUGACAUGCGAGAAGACUUUAGACGGUGUGAGCAGAGAUUACAACAGCGCGAGGAGCAGCGGGAAGUCCUGGACAAACAGAUGUCCAAACUACAGGAGGACUACAAGACACUUGUGUCUGUGACUACGGAGCUGAUCACUGCGCUCGAAGCAACUGUCAGGGGAGACUUGGUGAACUUGGAGAACGUGCUGUUCUCGUGCGGGCAGCGAUUUCCCGAACUGGUGAAGCUGCAGACGCCUCGUACGUCACGUGGGUCGACCUGCGACGGCACCCAGGUGUUUGUCCUCAGAAGUGGACUCCACACCAGACGCACCAGGCUGGACUUCACCAAGGUCAAGCAAGACCUGUCCGAGGCAAGCGCCAGCACGCGAGCUCUUCUGCUGCAGGCACUUCGAUGGAAAUUGACCAAGGCCUCUUCGGUCGAAGAAAGAGACUGCGUCCUGCUGGCAUAUGUUGACAAUGAUCUGCUGGGCUUCAUUGAGAGGUCUCCUGACUACUGCAACCGUAUCUUGCACAUAAUCAAAUCACCAAACUUGGGGUUACAGCAGAGCUUUGUGAGGUUCUUGAAUACGAUGGCUGCCUUUCGAUUAGGACGUAAUUACUUGGCCAAGAAUCUCCAGCUUGUUGCGGUGCUUACGGACACCCUCGUUUUCGACCGAGUCACGAACCCCAGAACGCUGGACAUGAUUCUGGGCGUACUGCAGAAACUGAGUCUGAGACGACAGCAGAAGGACAUCAUGAUCAGCCAUGGCAUUUUGGAGUGGGUGGUGCGCACCUUGCAAGAAAGCGAGGAGGUCGGGAUGUCGGAGUACGGCCUCGAGUAUAUCACCGCACUGUUCAUGAACUUGUGCCUGCAGAAAUCAGAUUGUGCCUUACUUGAAUGGUGCGCUGUACAGUCUGUUGUGUGAUCCGGAAUUUCGAAGCAUCGCUGUUCAAAUGGGUCUGGAAGGAAGCUUGCAGAAGGCAAAGGCCCACUCAUCUGCUGAUGUGCAACAUCAGCUGGACCAAGUUUGCGGGAGGCUCCUUUCUUCAGACGCAAUUGUCGAUGAAGGCAUUGUUGAUUCUCUGAGCGAGGAUGACGAUGAUGACGAGGAUUCACAGGAGGAAUCGGAGCCGGAGCCAGAACUUGACAUGGACGACAUUGUGCAAGCAUUGCCUCAC
Messenger RNA from Rhipicephalus sanguineus (brown dog tick), 2520 nucleotides. Its product is annotated as lisH domain-containing protein ARMC9. The transcript is spliced from 21 exons. Gene Ontology annotation, biological process: cilium assembly. The record is from RefSeq and is a predicted model, not a curated record. Gene Ontology annotation, cellular component: ciliary basal body; centriole; ciliary tip. The coding region runs from base 720 to 2267 and encodes 515 amino acids. NCBI's taxonomy places the organism in Eukaryota, Metazoa, Arthropoda, Arachnida, Ixodida, Ixodidae.